Messenger RNA from Lactuca virosa, 1760 nucleotides. Lineage: Eukaryota; Viridiplantae; Streptophyta; Magnoliopsida; Asterales; Asteraceae. The record is from the annotation of a GenBank genome assembly.
GCCCAUUAACACUUUGUCCCGGAAACCCCAAAAUUGGUUGCUGCCUCUGCUCUUAUUAGUCUUGCCACCGCCGUUUCUUCCUCAUAUCACCAUAUAUAUCUCUCUCUCACAGUCGAAGAAGAAGAAAAAUGAUUGAAGUCACAAGAGCAAUGAUCGGGAGAUUAGGAAAUACCACCACGAUCAUCAAGGACAGAUUCCUAGGGUUUCUAAUCUGGCAAUCAUGUCAAUCAACCCUAGUCUACUUUUUCUGCAAAACCCUGCUUGCCUUAUUAGCCCCAUCGACCACCUUCUCCGCCGCCGUCUUUGCCUUCCUCUUCUUCCAACUCUCCCUCCUUCUGUUCUCCACUUCCCUCUUCCUGGUAUCCUCUCCUCAACCCGUUCGCGGAGUUUCACCAAUCGAACUCCUCCUCGGCAUACUUAAACUCAUCUUCGUCCAUGGAGGCCAGCCCUUGCCUGCCGAUUUUAGACGGAGGGCCAGGAUUACAUUGAGCUUUAUACUGUUCCUAGCUUCCUCCGGGGUGUCUGCUUUUCUGUCUGUUGUUUGCCUUUCUGGGUCUCAGGUUUUUGGAGCAUUAGGGCUAAGGGGUUUGGCUGUUGGAUUGAUUUACGGAUCACAUUAUGUGCUCACUAGGAGAUGGGUUUUGGAUUUCCCCAUCGUUCAGCGGCCUGUUUUCUUCAGCUACAAAAUGGGUGUGCGCAAGGCAGUUGUAAAAGCCAUUAAGCUUUCAAGUGCUGGGUACCUACUCUCAUUGGUGCUGCCUUUCUUUAUCAAUGACCACAAGGGUCGUCAGCUGGCGUUCGGGGGUCUUGUCAUUGAGCAGAUCGUUUUCUAUUUUGCAUGUGUUGUGGUGUUCCUCUGUUGGGAACUGAAUCUUCAUCUGCUUCAGGUGUUUCUCACAAAGAGGUAUCUGUUUGCUCCUCCAAAGGGAUCAGCAGCAGCAGAAACAAACCCUAGCGAUCAUCUUCUUGCAGCCCUUGAGGAGACAAGUGAAAGGUCAGUUGUGCGUUACCUUGCUUAUCUUGACUUGUGUAUGGUGAGUGAGAGUAAUGUUGACACCUGGCGUCGAGCUGCAUUCUUUGAAGAAACUGGUGAGACCUACAAAAAAGUGAUAGCUGUAUGUUUGAAGCCCCUGGAACAGCUCACACUGGAUUUGAGUGAAGACAAGUCAUUCCAACUGUCUCAUCAGUUAUGUUCUUCAACUCAGCUGCUUUCAAGUCUACAUGAACCAUUUUAUGACUUUCAGGUAUGUGCAUGGUGUGCUCGUAUUGCAGCUUCACUCACUGUACGUUCCCACAAAGAAGACCGUUUUGGGGUUGCUCAGCUCUCUGGCUCCAAUGCCGCCACUCUCUCCACCCUUUUGGCUGCCUUAUUAGCUGUUGAAACUUUAAUGGGGAAAAAGACAAACCAAUCACCCAACCAGUAUCUAAAUGGGCCUGCCAAUAUCAAAUGGGCUGCAUUGAGCCCAACAAGGAGAGACACAACAAUAAGAACAGCAUCAUCAUCAAACAAGAAAGGCAGCCCUUACUACUCAAAAGCAUACUCCAUGGCUGACAUUCUCAGGACUUCAAUUUACCAAAUCGUCUCAAAUUUCCAUCAACAAAUGCUCACCAGCUCCAAAGCUGGACUGCUUGACAAGGACUGGAUUGCCACUUCAGCUCCCACCACCCGUGACCUUCUUCUACAGAAGCUAAGGAUGUUUCUUGAAUUUCAAGCCAACUAGCUAUUCUUAUGUCUGUCUUUUCUUACUUUUACUAUAAUG